AUGGCCAGGGAAUUCAUGCGGCAACAUGUCAGGCAUCGCUACCGGCAUUCUCAAAAAACAGACCGCCCAAGUUCAGAUCUCGCUCGAGUAGCACGACAAGGGCUAUCAACGCUCCAACGUGCCAACCAGGGUUACCAGCGCCCUCUGGAGAGAGUGUUGUUCAUGUCUUAUGGCCGCAUCGGCAGGCGAAGACAUGAUCUUCUGUCACAGUUGAUGAAGCCAGCAGUGCCUCAGAAUAGUGAGGCUGUAAAAGAACUUCUUUCGCAGCCUAUAUUAUUCGAAGAUGGCUGGGAGCCGCCAGAGAUUGUGCUCAGUCUUGCUAAAUCCCAAAUGCAUAAUGGUGUGUUGACAUCGUCACGGAUACGGCCCGCAUUGAAGAGUCUUCACCCUCCUAUACCCGAAACAAAUAGCUGGGGCAAGCCAAUGCCUUCCAUACGGCGUACCAACAUCCGGAAACGGUGGUACGGUAACUUGUUGGAGACCCUUUUACCACCGCUUCCUGAGAAAGAGCUUCAAGUAUUGGAUGGCUUGAUUGAAGGUACCGGGGACUGGGCUCCUUCGCGGCGGCGAAAGUCAGGAACAGCUACAUCGUCUCAGAAUGCCGUGGAAGGCCUUGAUGGUAACCAUCUCCUCGACUUUUUGAUUCGAGGGCCUCAAAAGGAUUACACGUUUCGUGAAUUUGCAAAUGGCCGGCCCCAUGCAAUUACUUAUCGCUUCAUGCGUCGACUCUGGAGGCGGGUGUCCUCUUUGGUUCCUCGCAUGCAUCACAAUCCCUUUUCGAACAAGGCUUAUUUUGUUUGGGACAGUCCCAAAGUCAUGCCUCAACUAGCAUUUGAGAUAGACAAGGAUGUAAGUGUUGAGGACAUCUUUGGUCCGGUGACUGGAAGCCGUUCAGGGCAAGACGCCCAACCGAAUGAGCAAAGUACUGGCUCAUCAAGGCCGGAGGUCCCCGUAUAUGUCAAACAAGCCUCUGGAGUCAAGCUCUAG
Molecule: messenger RNA, 987 nt
Organism: Penicillium diatomitis
Lineage: Eukaryota; Fungi; Ascomycota; Eurotiomycetes; Eurotiales; Aspergillaceae
Exons: 1
Coding region: 1-987 (328 amino acids)
Source: RefSeq, a predicted model, not a curated record